Eruca vesicaria subsp. sativa (arugula) is the source of this 4107-nucleotide messenger RNA. The record is from the annotation of a GenBank genome assembly. Lineage: Eukaryota; Viridiplantae; Streptophyta; Magnoliopsida; Brassicales; Brassicaceae.
UAUAAAUAAACAAAAUACUUUUUCGCAAAAGCGACUACUCGGUUUGAUUUCUUUGUCGUAAAAUCCAUUUCAAGAAAUUUCACGCGCGAUUUGUUUAUACAUUUCCUCAGUGUUUUAUUUUUCUGAUCUUUGUUGUUGGUUGGUGUAACUGAUCUUGGAAGUUGGUUUACUUUUUUUUUCACUUUCGUGUUUUGGAUUUUAUACUAAACCGGCGGCGAUGCCUACACCGGUUAACACGGCGAGGCAAUGUUUAACUGAAGAAACAGCACGUGCACUAGACGACGCAGUGGCCGUCGCGCGUAGGAGAAGCCACGCGCAAACGACCUCUCUCCACGCCGUCUCAGGUCUUUUAACCAUGCCUUCCUCGAUUCUCCGUGAAGUGUGCAUCUCACGCGCCGCUCACAGCACGCCGUACUCUUCCCGCCUCCAGUUUCGCGCGCUCGAGCUCUGCGUCGGCGUAUCUCUCGACAGGCUUCCUUCCUCGAAACCGGCGACGACGACGGAGAAGGAGGCGGAGGAGGAGCCGCCGGUGUCUAACUCCCUCAUGGCGGCGAUCAAACGUUCUCAAGCGACUCAGAGAAGGCACCCGGAGACGUAUCAUCUCCAUCAGCUACACGGUGGGGUUACUACUCAAACGACGUCGGUUUUGAAGGUUGAGCUUAAGUACUUUAUAUUGUCGAUACUCGAUGACCCGAUUGUGAGCCGGGUAUUCGGUGAAGCCGGGUUUCGAAGCACGGAUAUAAAGCUCGACGUGCUUCAUCCUCCCGUGACGCGGUUCCCGCGGUCUCGUUGUCCUCCUCUGUUUCUAUGUAACGUAACCGAAUCUGGCUCUGGUCGGGCUAGGUUCGGGUUUGGGGGAGAUUUCGACGAGAACUGUCGGAGAAUAGGUGAAGUGUUGGGUCGGAAAGACAAGAAGAAUCCUCUACUUGUCGGGACUUGCGGUGGUGAAGCACUCAAAACGUUUAGUGACUCGAUCAACAGAGGGAAGUUAGGGUUUUUGCCUCUGGAGAUUAGUGGGUUAAGUGUAGUUAGUGUAGAGAAAGAGAUUAGUGAGAUGAAAGUUGAUGAGUUGGGAAGAAUCGUGGAGCAAAGCUGCUCGAGUUCGAAACCGGGGAUGGUGGUUUUGAAUCUAGGAGAGGUCAAGGUGUUAAUCAGUGAUGCUCUCGUGUCGAGGCUCUCGGAGCUUUUGAAGAUUCACCGUGAGAGGCUCUGGUUCAUCGGGAGUGUUUCAAGCAACGAGGUGUAUUUGAAACUGGUGGAGAGGUUUCCGACGAUUGAUAAGGACUGGAAGCUUCAUCUUCUUCCUAUUACAUCUUCGAAUCAAGGAGUUUAUCCCAAGUCAAGUUUGAUGGGAUCAUUUGUCCCAUUUGGAGGGUUCUUCUCAUCAACAUCAGAUUUCAGAGUACCGUUUAGUAACUCAAUGAACCAGUCUCGUCUUCCUCGGUGUCAUCUCUGUAACGAGAAGUGUGAGCAAGAAGUCACAGCCUUAGGUAAGUCCAGUUCGAUGACCACCGAUGAUCAGUGUUCAGAGAAGUUACCUUCUUGGUUACGUAAUGUAGAAUCUGAACAAGACAAAGGCAUUCUCAGACAGGCCAAAGAUGAUCCAAACACAUUAGCUUCUGUACAGAAGAAAUGGGACGAAAUUUGUCAAAGAAUCCACCAAACUCCUGCGUUUCCUAAGCUCAGCUUUCAGCCUGUGAGACCACAGUUUCCACUUCAGCUUGUUUCUUCUAGCCACACCAAGAUGAGUCCCCUUCAACCCGGUUUAUCAGUACAAAUCUCGAAGCCAAAACCUACAGCAGAUCUCAUAACAAACUCGCCUAUGAGCUGUGUUACUACAGAUCUAGGGCUGGGAACAAUCUACCAGGAGUCAACCACUCCGGUAUCACUUAACCGGAGAGGCUUUGAGAAACCAUUGUCACGGUUUUGCAAAGACUUCAAGUCUCUCAGAGAAUUACUCUCUCGGAAAGUAGGUUUUCAGAACGAAGCUGUGAACGCCAUUAGUGAAAUCAUCUGCGGAUACAGAGAUGUUGCUUCAUCCACAAGUAAUGUUUGGAUCGCUCUGCUUGGACCAGAUCAAGUCGGGAAGAAGAAAGUAGCAACAACCCUCGCUGAAGCCUUCUUCGGCGGCCAAGAAAACUGCGUUUGCGUGGAUUUCAAGGCACAGGAUCGGCUCGACGAGAGAUUCAGAGGGAAAACAGUUGUUGAUUACAUCGCCGGAGAAGUGUCCAAGCGAGUGGAGUCUGUUGUUUUCAUCGAGAACGUGGACAAAGCAGAGUUUCCUGAUCAGGUAAGAUUGUCUGAUGCUGUGAGAACUGGUAAACUCCGUGACUCACACGGAAGAGAGAUCAGUAUGAAGAAUGUUAUAGUUGUUGCUACUACUUCUAGGUUUGAUAAAGACAGUGAUCGUCAUGUCAAAUAUUCAGAGGAAAGAGUUCUCACCGCUAAAAACUGGAAACUUCAGAUAAAACUUGCCGACAAUAAUGGUAACAAGAACGGUCUAAAUAAGCGAAGACAGGAGUUAGAAACAGAGGUUACAGAGCUUCGAGCUGUUAAGUCUCAACGUUCGUUUCUCGAUCUGAAUCUUCCAGUGGAUGAGACAGAAGAAGCAUACUCAGAUGAAGGGCAUGCAGUUUCCGAGAACACAGAAGCUUGGCUUGAUGAUUUUUUCGAGCAAGUAGACGGGAAAGUCACGUUCAAAAUGAUCGACUUUGAUGGGUUAGCGAAGAACAUACAAAGAAAUAUCUUCUCGCAUUUUCAUCGGUCGUUUGGCGAUGAGACACGUCUAGAGAUCGAAAACGAUGUGAUCCUUCAGAUUCUAGCUGCGGUGAGAUGGUCAACAGAUGAAGAGAAAACAAUUGAUCAGUGGAUGCAAACUGUUCUUGCUACAAGCUUCUCUGAAGCGAGACAAAAGUAUAACUACACUUCUUCUUUCGGUUUCAAACUUGUAGCCUUUGAAGAUUCAACGGCUGAAGAGGAAACCGCGGGAAUACAGUUUCCGGCGAGAGUUGAAGUGAUCUAAUCAUUUCGGUUGUUAUUUUAUGAUAUAUAUAUAUAUGGUGAUGGUAGUUAUAUAUAUAGAUCCCAUGAGAGUUUUGUCAUCGGCUUUGGUUUGAGUUUGUGCUUUCUCACUAAAAUGUAUAUUAUAAGCUUAAAAGGGUGAGCUAAACUGUGGUUAUAUAGCUUUUAAUGGAGGGCCAAAUUGCCACAUGUUUUGGUUUUAGUUGUUUUUAUUUUAUUUUUUAUCAUAGUUUCGAUUUUUCUAUUAUUUUACGGUUUUCUGUAUAUUUUGUGUAAUGAUAUGAGUAUCAGUUUCAUAUUAGGUUUCUGCAUUUCUUUUAUAAUUAAUCAACCCAAAAUUGAGUAAUCGGAACUGUUACAGUGGGUUCGAUAAAUAGGAGAAACAUGGACACCGAGAUAAACGAAGAUCAAGUUAAAGCAAUAAAGCAGAAGAAACAAGAGGCAGACUGUAACCGGCGUGGGAAGAAGACGAUGGGAGUACGGAGCUCCCCACUUUGAUGAACACAGACAACCUCAAGCAAGCUCAUAGUGACUUCACGGCGCAUAGCGUGUCCAAGACCAGGUCACAGAUCCGCAUGCGACAAACACAGCAACCAUGCUCGGAGGUGUCACGCAGCCACAAAUGUCGGGGUCUAGAGAAGAGCCAACUUACAUCUGUCAUUACCUUUAAGCCUCAUCGUCACAAGAUCCCAAAAGUUGCACCCACCCAUAUAUCCUUAAUCGAUCCCUAGAAUCUGAUGAUUAACUUGUGGCUUCUCUGCGGCGUACCUGGCCAUCCUCUAACAUUAGAUUGCCAACCUUCGAGUCCGACAAAUCACCAGAACACCGUGGUUGCCUCAUUUGGAGUUUUGUAUGUAACCUUUUGGGAGUAUACAGUAUUUGUAAUAGGAGGGAACAUGAGGUCGGUUUCUGCAUUUUUCAGUUACAUGUCCUAAAUUUGUAUAUGAAGACUCAUUCUGUUACUCUCUUGCAAUUAAUUAACAAAUAAUUAAGGAUUUUAUUACAGAAGCAACUACUAUUGCACCACAGAGUCCAUUCCAAAAUUGUCUAUUACGUUUCUACAGGAAAUGAUUUUUUUUUUUCCUU